Molecule: messenger RNA, 4713 nt
Organism: Symbiodinium necroappetens
Lineage: Eukaryota; Dinophyceae; Suessiales; Symbiodiniaceae
Source: the annotation of a GenBank genome assembly
AUGUCUGCACAUAGUGCUCGGGGAGACUGGCAGCUGGUUUUGAGUUUGCUCCAGCAGGUGCGCGAUUUUGCUCAUCAGCCGGACGUCUUCUCGCACAAUCACCUGUUAAAUGCUUGCUCGAGACGUCGGCGGUGGCAGUUGGCCGUCGACAUAUUGGACGACAUGGUGUCGGCCAAGUGCUUCGACUUGAUCAGCUUCGGCACCUGCAUUGCCGCUUGUGCGAAGUCUGGGCAGUGGCAAGCAGCAAUGUGCCUUCUGCGGUGGAUGAGCGACAGGCAGUUGAGGCCGAACACCAUCAGCUGCAAUUCAGCACUAAGCGCAUGCGGUGCAAGCGGGAAUUGGCAGGUUGCCCUACAGGUGCUCGCCGGCAUGGAUGCCGCAAGCGCUUCUCCAGACCAAAUUAGCUGCAAUGCAGCUCUGAAUGCAUGCCGGGGGGCCGGCGCUUGGGUACCAGCCUUGGGUUUGCUGGAACUCAUGCCUGAGCUGCAGCUGGCCCCAGAUGAGAUUUCUUUCAACUGUGCCAUCAGCACAUGUGAGAAGUCGGCGCAGUGGUGGAUUGCAUUGGACCUGCUUUCUGUCAUGCAGUCUCAGGAGCUCCAGCUUGGCCUUAUUGCAAUUAGCUCUGCCAUGAGUGCGUGUCGGGCCGGCAACCGAUGGCAGGAUGCAACUCGCUUGUCUGAAGUCAUGUCAGCGAGCUCCGUCCAAGCAGACUUGAUCAGCAUGACGACGCUUAUCGGGGCGUGUGACAAUGGGGGCAAUUGGCCACUUGCUCUCCACAUAUUUCAUGAUUACGACCCGCCCGAAUCCGACACGGCUUUUACAAGUGCUGCCAUAAAAGCAUGUUCUACUCGAGGUAGGUGGCUCGAGUCCGUCGAGCUGUUCCACUGCAUGGCGGAAGCCCGCCGACAACCCGAUCUGCUGUGCUACACCAUGCUUGUGCAUGCAUGUGGAAAGGGCAGCCAAAUUGUCCUUGCAUCCGAUCUGCUGCGUGACAUGCCGAACCACUUCUUGAUUCCAGAUGCUGCAGUCUAUAACUCAGUGAUCAACGCUUGUGUGGGACACAGUUGGGAGCGAGCCUGCGCUUUCUUCAAUGAGAUGCAGGGCACUUGCAAGCCGAACUCGGUGACGUGCGCGAGCGUGCUUGCCGCCGUGCAGAAGGAGGGGCAGUGGCAGAUGGCAAUCCAGAUUCUGCACAAGAUGAUGAAGCUCAGAAUCGCAGCCGAUGCGGAGUCUUACAAGGGUUUGAUUGCUUCUCUUGAUCCCUCCGAUUGGCAGCUGGCAGUGCAGAUGAUCUCACAGGCUUCAGAAGCUCAAUCGCUGGAUCUUGAUGUAGCUGAUGCCGCACUUCAGGUGUUCUGCCGAAGCGGCAUGUGGCCUGCAGCCCUUAGCUUGAUCAACGCUUUAAAGGCAGGCUCUUCGGAAGCAGAUGGAAAGAUGGCCAAGCAUGUGAGUGCUGCUCUUGAGAGAGUGAGCUGGCAAGCAGCCCUCGCAUGGCUGCAACACCUGGGGGCGACGACCCUGCGACCUCACGUGGCAGAGUACACUUCGGCCAUUGCCGCCUGCAAGCCCAGCGGCUCCUGGGAAGUUGCGUUGAGCCUCUUGCUGGAGAUGAUGUGCUGCAAGAUUAGUCCAAAGGUCACGGCGUUUAAUGAAGUCAUCCAUGCCGCUGACAAGGCUGGAGAGUGGAGGCUGGCAAUCAGCUUGCUCUCUGUGACUAUGCCCGAGAUGAGCGUUUCCCCCAACACCGCCAGCUACAACUCAGCCAUCAGCGCCUGCGAGGUAGCAAAGGAAUGGCAGCAGGCAUUUGCAACCCUGGUGUCAAUGAAGAUCCAAGCAUUGACGCCUGAUGAGAUAUCGUUUAAUUCUGCCAUCAGUGCAGCUGAGAAAGCCGGCCAAUGGGAGCAUGCAAUACAACUCUUGCUGAAGAUGUCGGCGGAAGCCACUGCUCCUAGUACGAUAUCCUACAAUGCUGCAAUCAGCGCGUGUGCCAAACCUGGGGAAUGGGAGGCCGCUCUUGCCCUUGCAGCUGUGAUGGACGAGACGGGGGUGACCUGCGAUGAGAUCACUUUCAACUGUUUGUCAAAUGCAUGUGAAAAAGCUGGUUGUUGGCAGCUGGCUUUGGAUUUGUUGCAGAAGCAGAGCCCCACUAAGGUCGGGUCACUUGUACAGCAGAUAUGUAGUUCAGGGGCCUUCUCGUUGGAUUCAGCGUUGACACCGGCAGAGGCCUCACAGGUUGUCUGGCGCCUGGCGAAGCUUUCCAGGCUCGGAGCCUCGGUGGCUUCGCUGGCCGAGCCAGCUUCGCAAGUGGUGGCCUCGGUGGGAAUUGAAGCUUUCGAGCUUCAGGAGUUAGGCGCGGUGAUGUGGUCCCUUGCCCGCCUCGGUGUGUCGGGUGCACUCAUGCCGCGGCUGAGCAGGGCAGCUUUUCAAAAGAUGGAUGCAGGAGGAGCAAGGGGUCUGAAUAUUCGCACCAUGGCCAAUCUGGCAUGGGCAUUGUCUAUGCCCGACACCGACGUUGCUGGAACGUUGGGGCAGAUUCAAAACGAACUCGCUCGUCGCUCCGUUCGCUUGGCGCAAUCCGUCUCUCGAGCAUCAUGGACAGAGUUUGUGACUGCCGCUUUAGCCAUCCUUUAUGCGGCACAUUUUGCGGGGCAGCUUCUCCCCAACGCUGCCCAAACAGUGCGGUCGGCACUUGUGCGCCAGGGCAGUCGGCUCGACAAAGGCCUUCAGGCGCUGGGUGGCGGCCUGGGCCCUGGCCUGGGCGAGGAGGCUGGCGAGCCUUGGGCCCAAGAAUUGCCAGGCGCUCUUCUGGUGCGGAAGCCGGCCCACUGGCAAGUGGAUGAGCGGGACGCUAUUUACGAUGUCGAACAAUUCUCCGAUAAUCGUGGGCUGCUCUCCUUCUUCGUGCGGUCCCUAAGGCCUGGCCGUCAGUACCCGAUCCUUCGCGACACAACCCACCAGCGAGGGUUUUUGCAUCGCUUGGAUGUGCCGAGCUCGGGCUUGAUCUUGGUGGCGACUUCGUUUGAACGCUUCUACGAUCUCAAGUUCCAGUUGGCCACUGGACUUCUGACACGUGCCUACGUGAUCUUAUGCCACGGGUUGCUGAGCCCUUCUCGAGCUGGAGUCCGCUCGCCAAUCAACUGGUUGUCCUUCGGCCCAGACUCUAACAGAGCAAGCUUGGUUCAAGACAGCGGGCGACCGUCGCAGACCUACAUGAGAUUGCUAGCUCGAGCAUUUCGGGGUCAGAGAGCCCUGAGCCUAGUUCACGUGAAGAUCAUGACUGGGCGCAGACACCAGAUUCGGGUUCACACCUGUUUUGUUGGGCACCCGACUUUGGCGGAUGGAAAGUAUUCCUCCACGAUCACCUACAUGGAGGACCUCGUGUGGUGUCCUCGAAACUUUCUGCACCGGCACGAGCUGGUCUUCGAAGUCUCCGGCCGUACGUCGGAAGCAUUUGAGGACCUGCCACCGGACUUGGCAGAAUCGCUCUGCAAACUCGAUCUUGAGGUGGUUCCGAGCAGCAGCUUGACAACCUCCGCAGACACGAAGGGCUUGAAGUGUACAGACGUGUUGAAAACCGCAGAGGAUCUGCUUUAUCGUGGACGGGACAACAUGAAAAGUCCGGCUUGCCGGCCGCGGAUCAACCUGCGUGGCCGCGAGUCCCGUUGGACCGUCGGAGUCUUCCUCCAGGCUCCCAGGGGCCAGGUGUCCUUUCGUCUACAUCUUGGCGCCAAGACGAUGUCUUUUGCGGCAGAGUUCGACGAAGCUCCCGAGUGGGGAUCGCAGCGACUGGCGGUCCUGGACAGUGUCGACAAGACGAUGAACGUGCGCCUGGAGAUUCUGGAUAUCACCGCGCCGCUGACAAAGGUCGAUUACCCUCCCUGCUUGACAGCGUCGGUCAAGUUUGCAGAUGCGGUGCAGGCAGCAGCGCGAGAAGCUACAGCAGUUCGCUCGUUGAUGGUCAAACGAAUCGAAUGGCGAGUCGGUCGAAUCUCCGAGCGAGUAGCUGUGGCGCGAGCUGCAGCCAACGAGCUCGGCGCAGAGGAGGCCUGGGAGCCCAUCGUCUCCCCUCCCUUCGCAGCGGGUGGUUUCGAAGGGCUCCAGUUACAUCUGUAUCCGCUGGGCUACAGAGCCAAGGGUGAGGAAACCUGCGGCUUCUUCCUGCUUUGCCCGAAAGGAAUGCACGUGAAGUGCAAGGCCUUCGUGGGCGAUGCAGUGAGGAAUUGGGACCACCACUACGCAGACAGAGAGCCCUACGGCCGAGGGAAUUUCUGCCGAUUGCAGGACAAGGUCGAUGCGGAUGACAGCGUCCUCUGCGGGGUUGAGUUGCAAGAGAUCCGCAUGGAGCACACCACGCAGGUACGGGGUGGUCCAUUUGGCAGUAUCGCAGAUCAAAUGAAAGUCGUCAACCAUCCGUCGGUGGGAAGCAUGGAGCUCGUCCGCGAGCUCAAAGAUGCGGCCUAUGGCAAGGACCACGCGAAGCCCCGGGUGCGAAGCCGUAAGACGCCUCACCAAUACACGCACCUGGCACCGGCCAUGGACGAGAGGCCGGCAGAGCGACCCAUGGUGCCCCUGCCAGGAAUGGCAGCGUCAAAGUCCGUCCCACUUCUCCUGCCACACGUGGGCUCGGGGUCACCGGGCAAGGCUCACCUGGAGUCAAUGGCAGGUUUGCCGAUAUCCCCUCCGAAAUAUCCAGAGAAAUCCAGUUGGCGAUAG